AUGAGUUCCAGCUCUGAUGAUGUGGCAUUUAAUACGACGAGAUUCAUCCAUCGUUUUCUGAUGAGAUCAACUUACGAAUCCCUUCUCCAUGCAUUUUCCAUUUCGAGUGAAAGAGAUUCUGAGCUCGAUUCCACCAGAAGACGACGGCGGAUUCCUUUUGACCAGCUGUCGAUUGGCUUUACUGGAGCAUUCAUGGUUUCCGGUGAAAUGAUGCAAAGUUUAGUCUGUCAUACAACGAACAUCAUCAAAGCAAGCUUGAAUUUAAUUGUGAAGAUGAUAUCUUGCUCUGAUGAUGUUCGUCAUGUGACCGGAAUUGAAGGAGAUUGUCUCGGAAACAGCGUCAACAUGAAUGUUCCAGUAAAACCAAUCGACAGCUGGUCAAGAGGAAUCAGCCGCCGUCUUCCGAUGGGAUCGGCCGUCGAAUCUCUUCACCGCACACUUUUACUCGACAUGGAAAUAAGCUCAAGAAUCCUGAAGCCAUUGCCGCCAAUCGAGUACGAUCGCAAUGACGAACAGAUGACCAUCGAUAGGGCCAUAGAGGAGCGUCUGCUUGCUGUUGGCGUCUUCCUGCCAGCAGAGAUGGAGGAUGUCGACGACUCGGCUUCGAAGAGACGUUCUGCAAAUCGCUCUUUUGCAGAUGCCAUGCCACGUCGGUUAUCCGGUACUUAUAGGCUCAGGUCUGACGAGCAUGAUGAUACCGUCUGGAAGGCAGUCGAGCCGAAUGAUCGUCUAAAAACCAAUCGGUCUUUUGCUGUCGAGGGUAGCCGUACUUUGAGCAGCAGAGACAAAGUGACAUGCUCUCCUGUCGAGGCAGUCUUUCCAACCAGUAUGGAGCCUACACGAAAGAUUUUCCUCACCGAGGUGGGUCUUUACGGUUUCAAGAAUGGGAUAUUGACAUUCGGUAGAAAAUUGUCAACUCCAAGCACACUCAUGAGGCUCUCAUCCGAAUCGCUUCAGCCCCUUACACGCUGUUCAACAGACUUUUGUGCGGCAAUGUCACAUGCUGAAGUCUUAUAA
Messenger RNA from Protopolystoma xenopodis, 1017 nucleotides. The record is from the annotation of a GenBank genome assembly. Lineage: Eukaryota; Metazoa; Platyhelminthes; Monogenea; Polystomatidea; Polystomatidae.